Messenger RNA from Micromonas pusilla CCMP1545, 1125 nucleotides. Its product is annotated as o-methyltransferase. Gene Ontology annotation, molecular function: methyltransferase activity. The transcript is spliced from 3 exons. Gene Ontology annotation, biological process: methylation. Lineage: Eukaryota; Viridiplantae; Chlorophyta; Mamiellophyceae; Mamiellales; Mamiellaceae. The record is from RefSeq and is a predicted model, not a curated record. The coding region runs from base 1 to 1125 and encodes 374 amino acids.
AUGCGGACCUCCAUCGCGCGCGCCGCCGCGCGUCGCGCGCUCGCGUCCUCCCUCGCCGCGGCGUCGCUCGUCCUCCUCGCCGUCUCGCGCCUCCUCGGCGUCGGUCGUCGUCGUCGUCGCGGAGGAGGAGGAGGCGCGAGGACGCGUCGGACGAUCCCGUCCCUGGUCGCGGACACGUCCAAGUCCAUCGCGGCCCUUCGCGCGCUCGAGUCCGACCGCGCGCCGCGCGAUCGCCUCUUCCGCGACCCGUUCGCCGCCGCGCUCGCGGGCGAGGACGCGAUGCGGCGCGCCAUCGCGCGCGGCGGCGACGGCGGUCGCAUCGCGAUCCGAACGCGCUACUUCGACGACGUCGUCGUCUCGGCGCUGCGCGGGGACGGGUACGGGGACGGGGACGCGGAAGAUGGAACGUCAACCGGCGCGUGGCAGGUCGUCCUCCUCGGCGCGGGGCUCGACGCGCGCGCGUGGAGGCUCUCUCCGGGGAAGCGCGUCGCGAGAGCGCGCGCGCUGUUCGAGGUGGACGUGCCGGAGGUGCUGGAGAGGAAGCAAAGCGUCAUCGCGUCGGGCGCGUUCUAUCAUCACACUGUCUCCGCGGGCGCGGGCGCGGGGCCGCCGCCGCCGCUGACGCUGACGCGCGCGUACCACGCCGUGUGCGCGAAUCUCGCGCGUCGCGACUGGACGACGAGGUUGCGUGACGCGGGGCACGACCCCUCGACGCGCACGGUGUGGGUGCUUGAAGGGCUGCUCUACUACCUCUCGCAGAAGGAUUCGGGCGCGCUCGUCGCCUCGUGCGUCAACGUCGCCGCGCUGCGACGGGCGAGGGCGGGGACGGGCGCGCGCGCGACGUGGCGGAGCGCGUACGACGAACCGGAGCGCGCGUUUUCGUCGCUCGGGUGGAACGUCGAGACGGCGAUGGAGCCCGGGGACGCGACGUGCGACGCGCGGUACGGCGGUCGGUGGGAGGGAAAGACGCCGACGCGGCGGGGCGGGGGCGGGGAUGAGGGAGGGAGGGCGAACGAUUUCGGCGGGAACGACGGGGACGGCGGGGACGGCGGGGACGGCGGGGACGGCGGGGACGGGGACGAUCCGACCCCGAGGACGUUUUACGUCAGCGCGGUGUUGAAGUGA